Molecule: messenger RNA, 1101 nt
Organism: Naumovozyma castellii
Lineage: Eukaryota; Fungi; Ascomycota; Saccharomycetes; Saccharomycetales; Saccharomycetaceae
Gene: PEX15
Product: Pex15p
Exons: 1
Coding region: 1-1101 (366 amino acids)
Source: RefSeq, a predicted model, not a curated record
AUGGCUACCACUGUUAAUGAUGAAAAAAUUCCUCUUUCUCUGCAGCAAUUAUUGAACGAUGAAAGCCUCAGCUCAAAGACAAGUAAAGAUGACUCCAACUCCAUAUAUCAAGAAUGCCUAAGCUUAGCUGCAAAGGGACAAGCUACACAAUGUUUACAGAAAAUGUCAAAAUCGAGGGUAUUGGCUAGAUUAACACUUGUUUCCGAAAAGAAAUGGUUCGACUUAUUACUUUCGUGCUUUGAAGCUGCAUAUUUAUCGAAGGACAUCGACUCUGAUACGCAAGAUGUGCUUAAUGAAGUUUUCAAUGGCAAGUUUAUAGAACAUGUUAUGUUUAAACUGGCAAGUAAUGAUAAACAGACAUUGGAAGUAUUGAUCCGCUAUAUCAUGUGCUGUAUUCACAAUUACGAGGUGCAAGUCAAAUCUCAUCCGGCUUCAAUUGACAACUUACAAACAAUUAGUAGGUUCAUCAAAAGUAUACUUAUUAAGUAUGCCUCAGUGGAUACUGGGAGUUUGCACAUCGAAGAACUCCGAUCUCUCGUGACGAUUUUACUAUUUGAGGUUGAAAUUGAGUUAUUGAAAGCAAAACCUAACAGAAAUCUGUAUUGGGAAUUAUGCAAUGAGGUUCCUUGUAUUUCAGAGAUAUUCCAAAACUAUAAUGUCAAAGAUGGAUCUAGGUCAAUAGAGGAAGAUAUUCUCAAUCACCUAGAAGGUUUAUCUAAGGAACGUAAGAGUCGAUCCAAAUCGAGAGCAAAAUCCAAAUCUAAGGAAAAUUCUGACAAGAAUGAUUCUGUAGUAAAGAACAUCCCACCUUCACCGAUUAAAGCAAAGGAACGUUUCCCUGACGCAAUUCCUUUCAAUGAGAGGAACGACUUGAAGCAAGAAAUCAUUAGUAGAAUAUGGGGGACCCUGUCCAAAACUUUCACUACACAUGAAUUAAAAAGCUUCAUGGGUCAUUCAAUGAUUCUCCUAUCUCUCGUAGUUAUUGUUAUUCUUGGUAGAAAAGGAACUAGAAUCGGCUACCUUUUCAGGAACAUCACACGAAAUUUUGACACUAUUCUUAAAUAUUUAGAGCAACUUUUCAGUAUUCUAUCUAGCAUCUGA